AUGUCGGAGUCUUCUACCAUAGAUUCAGAAAUCACAUCUUCUGCUGAACCUACCAAUAUUGAUUCUGAGUCCCAAACCAUAGAGAAAUCGGAAGAAAUUGAUUUAUUAGAAAACGAGGGCAGGGGUAGAUCUAGGGUUAAAACCAGAAUGGUUAGUUUAGGUCAACCUGAUAACAUAACCUUAAUGGGAUAUAAUACCACUACUUCCAAACCUAUCAGUAGAGAAUCCAAAUGA
Molecule: messenger RNA, 234 nt
Organism: Yamadazyma jaroonii
Lineage: Eukaryota; Fungi; Ascomycota; Pichiomycetes; Serinales; Debaryomycetaceae
Source: the annotation of a GenBank genome assembly